Molecule: messenger RNA, 4015 nt
Organism: Striga asiatica
Lineage: Eukaryota; Viridiplantae; Streptophyta; Magnoliopsida; Lamiales; Orobanchaceae
Source: the annotation of a GenBank genome assembly
CGAGCACAAACGUCAGUCUUCACUGGUAAAGACAUCGAUAGGUCUCACCACAAAAUAUCCUAAACCCUCAAAAAACCCUGCUUACUGUUUCCUAGGCAUUUCUCCCAGCAGAAGUACCUAGAGGCGAAACUAAUGGCUUACAGACGAAGCAUCACAGCUAGAGCGAAACUCUUCUAUCAACAACAGCAGCAUCGAGUCGCGCCUCCGUUUUCACACAUACAUCGUGAUGAUGGCGAUCGAGAUGAUUUUCGCACAGAUCCCGUUUCCAGGAGCCCGGUAACCAGUAAUUAUUUCCAGCACCGGCUUUUUGGGAACACGAGUGUUUUCAGCACUUUUGGCGGGCCGAGAAAUGGUUUUCAGGGCAGUAGAUUUGCGGUUCCAGCUGGCUGUGGGUUGAUUCUGGGUAGGAACUUCUCUACUGGUAGUGUUGGAGAAGGGACAGCCGAUAAGAUUGAGAUUUUGAACGACAUGGCGGGGGUUUUGGGGGAGAAGGCUGUGGAGGUGGCGCCGGUGGUGAAUGAAGUGGCGGUUGCAGCGGCAGAUUCGUUCUUCCCGGUGGCGGCCCUCCAGUACAUGAUUGACUACAUUCACGUCUAUACAGGAUUGAAUUGGUGGGCAUCAAUUGCUGUGGCAACUCUUUUGAUUCGUUCACUUCAGCUUCCUCUAAUUGUGAAUCAGCUGAAAUCAACUACCAAAUUUUCUCUUCUAAGACCGAAGUUGGAGGCAAUCAAAGAAGAAAUGCAAGAUAGGGACAUGAGCCCCAGUGCUGUUGCUGAAGGUCAGGCAAGAAUGAAACAAUUGUUCAAAGAAUAUGGUGUUACCCCAUUUACCCCUUUAAAAGGACUUCUAAUUUCAGCUCCCAUCUUUGCAAGUUUCUUCUUUGCUGUUAAUAACAUGGCAGAGAAGGUUCCAUCUUUCAAAGAGGGAGGAUUAUUUUGGUUUACUGAUUUGACAACUCCUGAUAGCAUGUAUAUUUUCCCCGUUCUGACGGCAUUGACAUUUUGGAUUACGGUGGAGUGCAAUGCUCAAGAAGGUUUAGAAGGCAACCCUACUGCCGGUACCAUUAAAAACGUUUCUAGGGUCUUUGCAGCAUUGACAAUACCUCUCACAGCUAGUUUUCCCAAGGCUAUAUUCUGUUAUUGGAUCACCUCCAACCUUUUUUCACUUGCAUAUGGAUUAGUGAUAAAGAGACCCGCUGUUAAGAAGAAGUUGGGAAUACCAAGCAUACCCGUGCCACCACCUUCAACUAAUCAAAAACCCAGCUUCUCAUUCUUCGAAGGACUAAAGAAGUUUGCAGCAGCACAACAACAACAAUCUCUAGCAUCAUCUGCCGAACAAUCAUCAAAACCUACGAAUAGAAGAAUACCCUCAUCAUCUGACCUUAAUCAACGGAUUAAGAGCUUGGAGAAGCAAGUCAAGGGAAGAAAGAAAGGAAAGAGAAGCAUCUAUUAUUUGCCUUUGUUGCCUGAAUCAUGUUAUCUUCUUCAUCUUGUGGUUGGUUUUAUGGGGAAUCUGCAUAAUAAGUGUUGGUCUUUCUUUGUUGUUGAGGUUGAACCUUCGAAGCCCGCCAGGGAUGGGAAGCCGUCGAUCGGACCGGUUUAUCGGAGUAUCUUUGCCAAGGAUGGUUUUCCGGAGCCGACGCCGGGACUCGACAGCUGUUGGGACAUUUUCCGUUCUGUGAGGCAUUGGGGCCUGAGAUCCUCAAGUUUGUCUGUAGAGAAGUAUCCCAACAACCGGAUGCUUGGCCGUCUUCAAAUAGUCAAUGGGAAGCCUGACAAAUAUGUAUGGAUGACUUACAAAGAAGUGUAUGACAUAGUCCUGAAAGUUGGCAACUCCAUCCGUAACUGUGGCAUUGAACAAGGAGGACGAUGUGGUAUUUAUGGUGCUAAUUCCGCUGAGUGGAUUAUGAGUAUGGAGGCGUGUAAUGCUCAUGGACUCUAUUGUGUCCCUUUAUAUGACACUUUAGGUGCUGGGGCUAUCGAAUUCAUCAUUUGCCAUGCUGAAAUUGAACUUGCUUUCGUAGAAGAGAAAAAAAUCUCAGAGCUUCUGAAAACUUUUCCGACUGCAGCUAAGUACUUGAAAACAAUUGUAAGCUUUGGGAAGGUUAGUUCUCAGCAGAAGGCUGAAGCUGAAAACUUUGGUGUGGCUAUUCAUUCUUGGGAUGAGUUUCUGUCCUUGGGAGAAAGCAAACAUCACGAGCUUCCUGUGAAAAAGAGAACAGAUAUUUGUACAAUUAUGUAUACCAGCGGAACUACUGGAGAUCCAAAAGGAGUCAUGAUUUCCAACAAUACAAUUGUUUCUUUUAUAGCUGGAGUUAAUCGUCUGCUAGAGAGUGUGAAUGAAGCGUUAACUGUCAAUGAUGUGUACCUCUCAUAUCUUCCUUUGGCGCACAUCUUUGAUCGUGCCAUUGAAGAGUGUGUCAUCAAUAAUGGGGGCUCGAUAGGGUUUUGGCGGGGGGAUGUCAAGCUGUUGGUGGAAGAUAUUGGACUCCUCAAACCCACUAUUUUCUGUGCAGUUCCUCGGGUAUUAGAUAGAAUAUAUUCAGGUUUGCAACAGAAGAUUGCUGCAGGUGGUUUCAUAAAAAAUACCAUGUUCAACCUUGCUUACUCUUUAAAAUUACGUAAUAUGAGGAAGGGACAAAAACACACAGAAGCAUCUCCACUCUGCGACAAAGUUGUUUUCAAUAAGGUGAAACAAGGUUUAGGAGGAAAUGUUAGAGUUAUUUUAUCUGGAGCAGCACCUCUUGCCUCUCAUGUGGAAGAGUAUCUGAGAGUCGUGUCAUGUUCUUAUGUUCUUCAAGGAUACGGCUUAACAGAAACUUGUGCCGGUACAUUUGUGACGAUACCUGAUGAGAUAAACAUGCUGGGAACUGUGGGACCCCCAGUUCCGAAUGUGGAUGUUUGCUUGGAAUCUGUUCCUGAAAUGGGGUAUGAUGCCCUUUCAAGUACACCACGUGGAGAAGUAUGUGUAAGGGGGGAUACAUUAUUUGCAGGCUACUACAAACGUGAAGACCUUACAAAAGAAGUCUUCGUUGAUGGCUGGUUUCAUACAGGGGAUAUUGGUGAAUGGCAACCGGAUGGGAGUUUGAAGAUUGUUGACCGUAAGAAAAACAUCUUCAAACUCUCGCAAGGAGAGUACGUUGCUGUGGAGAAUUUAGAGAAUAUCUACGGCCUAGUACCUGAUAUUGACUCGCUAUGGAUUUAUGGAAACAGCUUCGAGUCUUGCCUUGUUGCUGUUAUUAAUCCAAACCAGCAAGCAGUUGAGAGAUGGGCUCAACAGAAUGAUCUGUCUGGGGACUUCAAUGCCCUAUGCGAAAAUCCCAAAGUAAAAGAGUACUUCCUUGGAGAACUAUCGAGGAUUGGAAAAGAAAAGAAGUUGAAGGGAUUUGAAUUCGUCAAAGCUGUGCACCUUGAUCCUGUCCCGUUUGACUUGGAACGUGAUCUUAUCACGCCAACAUUCAAAAAGAAGAGACCCCAGCUACUUAAGUACUAUCAGAGCGUGAUUGACAACAUGUACAAGAGUGUGAAAUAAGCGCUUUGGCUAGAGGUGAUCUUUUGUGAUAUUUGCUGAUGGCUGCUAUGUUUCUUUGAAUACCUUUUGGUAAAAACUCCUGUCCGUUGGACUGUGUCCAAUUGGGGAAAACGCAGACAGUGAAAAAGAUAAACAAUGGAUAUCUAAUGUACAUACAUAUGUUGCCUUUUUUCCUGAAACUAUUGUAUUUCAAAUUCGUGGUUUUACUUAUUUAUAUUUUAUACAGCUUCGUUGUUUUCUUUCAUUGAAUUUUGUGAUAUGUUCAAAACUGGCUUGAGGGUUGAUUCUAUUCUACAAGGUUAGCUAGGGGGCUUGCGGCCAUCUUAGAAAAGCCAUCAUUUAGUUUACAAAUUUAUACACACUUUGAGGGUUGAUUCUAUUAUGAAAGGGUAGCUGGGGGCGUUGGGCCUUCCUGCUGAAUAUGUAGCAAUAAACUUCAUUAAUAAUGUUUGUUAUUAACUUUUGUUUGAAUAUAUAAAAUGAG